Molecule: messenger RNA, 929 nt
Organism: Brassica rapa (field mustard)
Lineage: Eukaryota; Viridiplantae; Streptophyta; Magnoliopsida; Brassicales; Brassicaceae
Product: nudix hydrolase 16, mitochondrial
Cellular component (GO): nucleus; cytoplasm
Molecular function (GO): pyrophosphatase activity
Source: RefSeq, a predicted model, not a curated record
AAAUUAUUCGACUUCUCUUCCAAACCCUAGAUCUAACACCCCAGCCGUCAGAUCAGAUCAAUGGGGAGAUCUCUUCUCAACCGUUGGAGACAGCAAUGGUGGAGGUAGAAGAAGCGCAUUUGUUGGUAUCCAAAAGAUUAUCGUCUCCUCGACUAGCCUCUGUGUUUUUUUUUUCUUUCUCCUCAUCUUGAUGGCUAACAAUUCGAAUAUCCUCUAGCUAUAUUUUUUUUUGUUAUUUCGGUGGUGGUGGUGAUGUGUGAUUUGGUUGCGCGUACGGGUCGGCUCCAGCAACGGUACAAGGAUGGCUCACGACUCAUUGCCGGGUGUAUUCCGUUUAGGUAUAUAAAAGAUGGUAAUUCUGAAUCUGGGAAAGUGGUUCAAGUGUUGAUGAUCAGCUCUUCUAGUGGACCUGGGCUUUUGUUUCCCAAGGGUGGAUGGGAGAAUGACGAGACUGUCAAAGAAGCUGCGGUUAGGGAAGCUGUGGAAGAAGCAGGAGUCCGUGGCAUUUUGAUGGAUUUCUUGGGAGAUUAUGAGUUCAAGAGCAAAACACACCAAGAUGAGUUUAGCCCUGAAGGUUUAUGUAAAGCGGCAAUGUACGCCUUGUAUGUCAAGGAAGAGCUAGAGACGUGGCCGGAACAGAAGACGAGAACAAGGACAUGGUUGACAAUUGGAGAAGCUGUAGAGAGUUGCAGGCACGCUUGGAUGAAGGAUGCGUUGGUUGAUGGGUUCUGUAAAUGGCAUAAGGAGAAGAUGGGUAAAGGAGAUGAAGAUUGAAGCUCUGAAGUUGGUUUCCUUCCUUUCGAUUUUGUUUUUUCUUAACUCUGAAGUUGGGUUUCAUUUCCUUCUCGCUUUUAAUCUUUUAACAAUGUCAAUGCUGUAACAUUUUUUUAGAGUUCUGAACAAAAGAUAUAUAUUUACCUUUAUAACGU